AUGUCCCAUUUGGACGUAGAAGCGUUGUUGGACGCCGCAGCUAAUGGCGCGGACAGUAGCAAGGACAAGAAGGCCACCUCCAAUGGCGACAGCCACACGAAUGGCGACCGUAGCGAACGCGGUGACCGGAGCUCCCGUCAUGACCGAGACAGGUCCCCCCGCGACUCUUCGCGCGACCGUCGACGUCGCGGCAGCCGCACGCCCAAGAGCGAGGCUGACCGAACCCCCCGAAGCGACGCAGGCAGCAGUACUCACAGAAACAGGCGUCGCAGCCGCAGCCGCGACAGAGAUUCUCGCCGCUCGCGCCGUCACAGGGGAGGAGAGGGUGACUACUACCGCGGCGCCCGAUCCCGCUCCCGCUCGCCGAACCGCUACUACAGACCUAGGGAUAGUCGCCGCGACCGCGACGAUGACAGGCGCGGCUCGCAACGCGGCCGAGACGACGACCGCCGACGUGCCCGUAGGGGUAGCAGAUCUAGGGACCCCAGCCCCCCCGCGCUGACUGAGGAUGAGCGUGAUCGUCGUACCGUGUUUGUUCAACAGCUUGCCGCUCGUCUCCGUACCCGGGAGCUCAAGGAGUUCUUUGAGAAGGCUGGUCCAGUUGCUGAGGCUCAGAUUGUCAAGGACCGCGUUAGUAACAGGUCCAAGGGAGUUGGCUACGUUGAAUUCAAGACCGAGGAAUCCGUUGCUGCUGCGCUUCAGCUCACUGGUCAAAAACUGCUAGGUAUCCCCGUCAUCGUGCAGCCGACCGAGGCCGAGAAGAAUCGUGCCGUCAAAACGGAGACCACCGGAACCCAGCAGACCUCGGUCCCCUUUCAUCGCUUGUACGUUGGCAACAUACACUUCAGCAUCACUGAGCAGGAUCUUCAGAACGUUUUCGAGCCUUUUGGUGAGCUCGAGUUUGUCCAACUUCAAAAGGACGACAGCGGCCGUAGCAGAGGCUACGGGUUUGUACAAUUCCGUGACGCUACCCAAGCUCGUGAGGCUUUAGAGAAAAUGAAUGGAUUUGAUCUAGCAGGUCGUCCCAUCCGCGUUGGCCUUGGCAACGAUAAGUUCACCCCCGAAUCUACGGCCAACCUGCUGCGGGGAUUCCAGGGUCCCAAUGGACAGCAGCAGUACCAAGGUUCCGCGUUUUCGGGAUCCGGUGGCAGAGGUGCUGCUGGCCAACCUUCCAAUUUUGACCGCGCUGGCGGGCGAGACAACGACAAGGGUAGCGGCGCCAGUGCUCUGGAUGACACUGACGUCGCUGGUGUCAACUUCAACAAUUUUAGUCGAGAUGCCCUCAUGAGAAAACUUGCCAGAACUGACGAACCCUCCACCGCGCAACCUGAGAGACAGAUUCUCAAGCCCAGGACUGAGGUCAAGCCCCUGCCUAUCAGCAAUGUUAACCAGGCCAGUCGCUGUGUGGUACUGCACAACAUGUUUGACCCUGCCGAAGAAGAAGGCGACGACUGGGUCAAGGAGCUUGAAGAAGAUGUUCGGCAGGAGGCCGAGGAGAAGUAUGGGCAUGUUGUGCACAUUUCUCUGGACCCCAACUCGCAGGGCGAUAUCUACCUAAAAUUCGACAGAGUUCAGGGAGGCGAGAACGCCAUCAAGGGUCUCAAUGGCCGCUACUUUGGCGGCCGUAUGAUUACUGCUGCGCCCGUCGUAGACGCAUUCUACAGCAGUUUGUUCUCGCGCACAAAAGCUAUCUAA
This is a messenger RNA of Pyricularia grisea, 1695 nucleotides long. RefSeq lists its product as uncharacterized. NCBI's taxonomy places the organism in Eukaryota, Fungi, Ascomycota, Sordariomycetes, Magnaporthales, Pyriculariaceae. The record is from RefSeq and is a predicted model, not a curated record. Gene Ontology annotation, biological process: mRNA processing. Bases 1 to 1695 code for a protein of 564 amino acids. The transcript has 4 exons. Gene Ontology annotation, cellular component: nucleus. Gene Ontology annotation, molecular function: RNA binding.